Messenger RNA from Cottoperca gobio, 2329 nucleotides. RefSeq names its product pseudouridine synthase 7 like (gene pus7l). Bases 1 to 2040 code for a protein of 679 amino acids. Gene Ontology annotation, biological process: pseudouridine synthesis. The transcript is spliced from 9 exons. Gene Ontology annotation, cellular component: nucleus. The record is from RefSeq and is a predicted model, not a curated record. NCBI's taxonomy places the organism in Eukaryota, Metazoa, Chordata, Actinopteri, Perciformes, Bovichtidae. Gene Ontology annotation, molecular function: RNA binding; pseudouridine synthase activity.
AUGAAGCAGGACAGUGAUGCUGUGAACGUCCCUGCAUGCUUCAUAUCAAACCAUGAAGGUUUUUAUGGAAGCAUCAAAAACUUUAUCAAAGAUUUUGUGGUGACUGAGAUAGACACAACUGGGCAGCGUGUUAACACGGCAGCAGCCGCACAGACACCAGACUGUGCCUCCUCAGAUGAAAACAAUGAAACCAGUGCAGAAUGUAAGUGGAAUUAUCACUCCUCUGUCUCACAAGACAAUGAUGCUGCUGAUUGUGGGCUAGACGUCACCAUACCCAGUCCAGGCAGUUUUGAUUUAAGUGUGAUUUUAGGCCAGUCAGUCAGCGAAGAGCUUGAGCAGUUUGUGUUGACUCUCAAAGAAAAGCCAACCAAGCAGGAGCUAUCUCUGGGAUCCUUCACUGACAAACACCACAGAGCUAACGUCCACCGGGCCGUCAGACACCGCUUCCCCUUCCUCAUGACUGUCACUAUUCAGCCUGAGAUCAGGGUGAGGGAAGACCCGGACUACAGAGAGCUCUCCCAGCUGGUUACCGAGGAUGAAGCAGAGGACUUCUUCAGGUUCAUAGAUGCCAAAGUGCGGGGCUCAUCCUAUACGUUUGGACCCGAUGACGAUAAGGACCACAGGACGGUGGUACACCACUUCCUGAGCCGAAGGUUUGGCAAACUGGUGGAGACUAAAAGCUUCACCGACCAGGGGACGACGGCGAUCUCAGUGAGGCUGAGAGAGCAAGGGAGGCCAAAGAAGAGAACCGCAGAGGAACGUAAAGAAGAGGAAGUGUACACUGCUUUCACUCUGCGUAAGGAGAACCUGGAGACUCUGGAGGCCAUCAGCUACAUGGCAGCAGCCCUCGGGGUCCUUCCAUCAGAUUUCACCUACGCUGGGAUCAAGGACAAGAGAGCCAUCACCUACCAGUCCAUGGUGGUCAAGAAGGUCUCAACUCAAAGGUUGAAAGAGAAGACAGCUGAGUUCGAGAAGAGAGGGAUGCGUCUGUCUCAGAUCCGCUCCGUCAGCGAGCCUCUCAGGCUCGGACGACUGCAGGGGAACCACUUUGACCUGGUGGUGCGCGACCUGAGGCCACACGGGUCUAGUGACGCACACUCCUCUGGCGCAGACACACACACUCGCCUGGCAGCGCUGGUAAAGGAAGCAGCCGAGAAUGUCAAGGCCAGAGGUUUCGUCAACUACUAUGGACCCCAGAGGUUUGGGAGCGUGCAUAGCGUUCAGUCUGACCGCGUCGGCCUGGCUUUACUCAAAGAAGAUAUGGUGAGCGCUGUGCGUCUCUUCUUCACUCCAGACGACGGCAAUGAUCCUCAGAACCACGCAAAGAGACACUUCUUACAAACAGACAACGCUAAGGGGUCAUUGGCGCUGAUGCCGUUGUCGAAGGCCAGAGAGCGGCUGAUGCUUCGGGCCAUGAACCGCUACGGGACGGGUCCGGAUGGUUGUACCCAAGCCUGGCUCAGCCUGCCCCACAGCAUGAGAGUGUUCUACCCACACGCCUACUGUAGCAGAGUGUGGAACGAGGCAGUGGCACACAGGCUGACUACUCUGGGCCACAGUGCCAGGCAAGGAGACCUGGUGUGGAUGCAGGAUGACACUGGAGAGAGCAGCUCAGCUCAGAUCCACGUGGUGACUGACCAAGAGGAGCAAGAAGGAGUGUACACACUGGGACAUGUGUUACUACCGAUGCCGGGAAACACUGUGAAGUAUCCAGAAAACGCCAUGGCGACUUGGUAUCAGGAGAGGCUGGCCAGAGACGGACUAGACGACUGUCGCUUCAGAGUCAACAAUCUCAAACUAAACCUGCCCGGCUGCUACCGCCCCCUGCUGGCCUCACUACGCAACCUCAGCUACCAGCUGCAGAGAGCAGGCUGUGGGGAGGGAGGAGGAGAGGUGACAGGAAACAGUAGCAGAAAUAGUGACCGGCAGCUGAACGGCACAACAGCAGAAGGGAAAUUCACUCUCACUUUGAACUUCGACCUGGACUCCUCCUGCUAUGCUACCGUCUGCCUCAGAGAGCUCAUGAAGUGUGACCCCUAGAGGUCAAGGGACAUUGUUCCUGUUGUGUUUCUACAUACUUUGCAGAAGAGAAGGAGUUUUCUUGUUUUCCGUUUUUGUAACCCAUCAUUGUGAUACAUUAUUAGUAGCCUUUUUGUUUGUUGUUGAGGUAAUGAGCAUAAGACUGUGUUUAUAAAUAUAAAAAAAAAAUGCAUAAUGUGCAAUUGAUAAAACAAAUGAACAAAUCUUAAUGUAAAACCGUGUAAACCGUAUUUGUGUUUUGUGCCAUGAAUAAAACUUUUAGAAAUAAAUUGACUUUUUUCCACCUUGA